AGCGGCUUGUUGGAUGAGGUGCUGUGUCCUGCUGAUUUUAAUCCUUACUCAUUAAGGAACAGAGAGAGCAAGUGCCUGUGCAAGCCCUCUGGGGAAGGAGAGAAAGUGACAGGUGAAGGAAGGAACACAGAGCAAUCUACCAAAGGAGAUAAGUGGAGCUACUUUACAAGAGUGGCCUGUUCAAGCAUGCCCACAAACGGAAUUAACAAGGCCCUCAAGCUACAGUUUGGUCUCAUCAACUAUGAGAACCGAUACCUCACAGCUGAGGCCUUUGGCUUCAAGGUGAACGCCUCAGGCAUCAGCAUGAAGAAGAAACAGAUCUGGACCUUAGAGCAGGACGAGCAAGAUGGACAGGUAGUGUUCCUCCGAAGCCACCUGGGACGAUAUCUGGCCUCUGACAAAGAUGGGAAGAUGACCUGUGGGGCAGAGAAGCCUGACCCUGACUGCCGUUUCCUUAUUGUGCCCCAGUCUGAUGGUCGCUGGGCUUUGCAAUCAGAGCCUUACCUGCGUUACUUUGGAGGCUCUGCUGACUAUCUGUCCUGCUUUGCCCAAGCUAUUGGGGAACAAGAGUUAUGGGCUGUCCAUUUGGCCUUGCAUCCUCAGGCCAGCCUGCUCAGUGUGGCACGUAAGCGCUAUGCCCAUUUAUCUGCUUCAGAUGGAGAGAUCUCAGUGGACAGCAACAUUCCCUGGGGAGUGGACUCCCUGGUAACCUUGGUAUACCUGGAUGGCAAGUACAGCCUGAAGACCUGUGAUAGUCGUUUCCUCAGAAAUGAUGGCAAACUGGUGAAAGAGAACACCAAUACAACUAGCUUCACACUGGAGCUGAAGUCUGGAAAGCUGGCCUUUAAGGACUGUGAUGGGAAAUAUCUGAGCCCUUUGGGUCCUACUGGAACUCUGCGAUCUGGCCGAUGCUCCAAGCCUGGAAAAGACGAGCUUUUUGAUCUGGAGGAGAGUCAUCCCCAAGUUGUUUUUCAAGCUGCCAAUAAAAGAUUUGUCUCGGUCAAGCAAGGAGUGAGUAUUUCAGCCAAUCAGGAUGUCGAGACAGACAUGGAGACCUUUCAGAUGGAGAUUCACAAGGACACAAAAAAGCCUAUGUUCAGGACAAAUGGUGGAUCCUACUGGACUCUUGUGUCUCACGGAGAGAUCCAGUCCACUGCAACAGAAGUAGAGGUCAACACAAUGUUUGACAUUGAGUGGCGAGGAAAGAGAGUGGCCCUCACAGCAAGUAAUGGAAAGUAUGUUUGCACAAAGAAGAAUGGGCAGCUCUCAGCGGUCAGCGAUGCAGUUGGUAAGUGCAUUCAGGCAACAUUGAAAGGUUGGAAGAUACCCCCACAGGUACACGUCCAAUGCACAUAUCAUAAUCAGUAUUUGUCCUUAAUUGCAGGUGAUGGGGAAUUAUUCCUGAUGAAACUCAUCAAUCGUCCUAUGCUGAUCCUUCACGGAGAGAAUGGCUUUGUGUGUCACCACAAGAGCUCCAACACUCUGGAUGCAAAUCGAUCAGUCUAUGACAUUUUCUCAUUGAUCUUCAGUGACGGCGCCUACUAUGUAAAAAGUGUGAAUGGCAUGUUCUGGUACGUCUCUAGCAGUGGCCUCGUGUGCUCAGAUGGAGAGAAGCCUGAGGACUUUUUCCUUGAGUUCCUGGAACAUGGAUGCGUCGCUAUUAAGGGCUCUAAUGGCAAGUACCUUCGAGGAGAUAAGGGAGGUACACUCAUGGGGGAUGCAACAACUGUUGAUAGAUCUUGUCUUUGGGAGUACUGAUCACUUUCAGCCAGGGUCCUCAAAGAGCAAGCCAGAAGAUGGGGUGCAGGACCUGCUGCUAUCAACUCAAAUGAAGUGAACUAACCAAGUUACAUUUUUCCUGCCUGCUUUUAUACUAGCUACCCAGUGCCCAAUAACACAUUUAGUUUUAUUUCAAAUUGGAAAGUGCUGAACGCAUUAGGAAGAUGUGUUGAUUUUUUAAGUGUUGAAUGUUUGUCUUUCCAAUUACAUUGCCAACAUCAACCAUAUUGUGUGAAAUCCUGUAAUUUCACAAAUACAGAAUGAGACAGUGGAUUUUUAUUGUGAUCAAAAUAAGUUAAUGACAACCAAAUAUCUUUGAGAGCUACCAUACUGAUAAGUCCCUGAUCAUAGAGAAAUUUUAAAUGAGAGUUGCUGCCUUGGACACAUUCUCCGUGUGGUCUGUUCAAAAAGCUUGGCAAUGAAUGGUAAGAAAAGGAAUGUUAAGUCCUUCUUUUGCUACUAAAUCCCACUGGGUAAACAGACAAAAUAUCCCAAAGCUGAAACAGCCUUUGCAAAUGUUUCUGUCAAAACAACAUUCACACGCUCCUACUAUAAAAUCAAUGAAAACAGAACAUAGACAAUAAAAGGUCAGUGUGGCGUGAGAUACUUUAAUUUGCUUUUAGUUAAGCUGAUUGAUCAUCUUAAUCUUGCUUCUGUAACCACAGUCAAGAAUCCAACUAUUUUUGUUUACCGUUUUUAACCAUUUAAUACAUAUCAGGUUCUUUAAGAACAGUCAUUAAUGGGACCCAAAUUACAAAGGUAAUGCACCGAUGUCUUCAAAGACAGCUAAUGGCUAGUGCCAAUGGUGUUUUCAUUUCUCUUUAUGAACCAUUUACAGCGUCCAUGAAUGCACUUAAUGAAGCAAAUGAAGUAGACUGGAACAAACCCGUAACUCUGCACUGCUGAUCAAUGUACGGUAUAUCCACAGAGGACUUAAUUUAGCAUCACUCCAAACACUGAGAUACUUAAAAAAAAUGUACUGCAUUUAUCAUUACAGAGAUAAGACAUGUAAAGGAAAAAAAGAAUACCAGUAGAAAUGUAAUAUACCCAUUACAGGGACAAGCAAUGAAACCAGAGGGGGGAGGACAUUAAAGUGUUGAUGAAGUACACAUCAUUCUUUAAUGUACCAGGUAUAAACGUGUUCUUAAAGUGCUUCUCUGGUGUUCUGCCUAGGGGCCUUAAACCAUACUGCACUCUGUAUCCCUUAAUGCCCUGUUCUCAUGUUCAGAGUUGGGUGGUAAGAUUAGAAAAUAUAAAUACGGUAAUUAAAAAAAACACAUUUCCUUUUUUUAUUGCUAAGAUUACUUAUACGUAAAAGUGGAAUAAGAAAAGUUGUUAGGACUUAACACCUGUUGUAUCCUAUGAAGAAAUAGGAACACUGCUUGUGUGCUCAGUAGCCUCUAGUAUACCUCUAGCCAGCUCAGCUCUGUUGAGGUGGGACAUUUUUUUGUAUUUUGAUUCAAUCUCUUAUUAAAAUCAAUGAGGGCACAAGCUGAACCUGUAUACAGUUUAUCCUCUAGAUUUUUGUCAGUUUUUUCCUGUGAAGAAUUUAAGUCCGCAAUAGUUCAUGUAAUGUCAAAUCCAAUGAUUUUGUGAUAUAUGCUAAUUGCAAUAGUGGAGAAACAUUUUAGAAAGGCCUGAACUCCUUGGUCACUCAUGCAUCCCGUACCGGCACUGUAGACAGCCUCCAGUCAUAAUUUAGGAUUUGUUAUAUAUUAAUAUAUAUAUAUAUAGGAUGUAAGUUGUUAUACUAUCUAUGUUUUCUUGUAAAAUUUUUGAACAUGUUGAUGACAAUAAAGACUUGACAAUAACUUU
This is a messenger RNA of Labrus mixtus (cuckoo wrasse), 3594 nucleotides long. It is a transcript of the gene fscn2a, whose product is annotated as fascin actin-bundling protein 2a, retinal. Gene Ontology annotation, molecular function: protein-macromolecule adaptor activity; actin filament binding. Gene Ontology annotation, biological process: actin filament bundle assembly; establishment or maintenance of cell polarity; cell migration. Gene Ontology annotation, cellular component: cytoplasm; actin cytoskeleton. The transcript is spliced from 5 exons. The record is from RefSeq and is a predicted model, not a curated record. The coding region runs from base 187 to 1758 and encodes 523 amino acids. Lineage: Eukaryota; Metazoa; Chordata; Actinopteri; Labriformes; Labridae.